Molecule: messenger RNA, 3649 nt
Organism: Saccostrea echinata
Lineage: Eukaryota; Metazoa; Mollusca; Bivalvia; Ostreida; Ostreidae
Product: peroxidase-like protein
Exons: 13
Coding region: 83-2617 (844 amino acids)
Biological process (GO): response to oxidative stress
Molecular function (GO): heme binding; peroxidase activity
Source: RefSeq, a predicted model, not a curated record
UCAAAUAACAUAAUUCAACAAAGGAUUUUCAGGUCUUCAUUUGAAUUGAUGGCCAAGAGAAAAGCUUGACAAUUACAAAGCUAUGAGAGAGAUAGUUUUGGCGUUUACCUUAGUCACACUGCUAACGGAGGGCAGUGGUCAGACAGUAGAGUCGGUGGUUCGCAAUGCCGUCAACUCCGCCUUCAGACGCGGCACAACGUCCGGUCGCAGAAUAACUGGAGGGACAUUAAUACCAACAGUGAUCACCGGUACAACGAACCCGCCUACUCAGACUAGCGGGGGUUCCAGUGCCAUUAACUCCCUCAACAGAUUUUCACAAAGUAAUUCUCCAGAAAUGAAUAGAAUGUUAGAUGACAGAUCCUCCCAGGCAUCAACGGCCGCCCGGAAUAUUGCUGCCAGUCCAAUCAUUGCCUCUGGCACAAGCAGCACUGAAGAAGCCAAUAGAAAAGUGAUUUCCGACCCUGAGAUUACGUCUAGCUUUCAGCGAGCAAUGGCGCCAUUUUGUUACGAGAUACCCGUAUGUGAUAGACAGAAUCCAUACAGGACAGCAGAUGGAUCCUGUAACAACCUUUAUAACCCCCUCCUGGGAAAAGCCUUCACCCCACAGGCACGAAUUCUUCAAAACCUUUAUGAUAACUUCAUAGACACUCCUCGGACAUUGACUAGUAACAGACAGAAUAACUUGCCCAGUGCCCGCGUGGUAAGUAACGCCGUACUUGCAGGAUCUACGCCAACCAGUUCCACACACUCUACCUUCCUAACCCACCUUGGACAAUUCAUUGAUCACGACAUCAUUUCUACACCUUCUAUGACAGAGGGAAACCCACCAAGAAGCAUAACAGAUUGCUGCAGUCCUUUAGUAAAUAAAUUUUCUUGUUUUACUAUUCGAGUUCCACGUGGAGAUCCGCAUUUCCCUCCAACACAAACUUGCAUGAAUAUGGUCCGCCAUUCUGCAGCUUUACCACUUGGAUGUACAAAUGGUGUCCGUGAACAGCAGAAUCAACGUUCCUCCUUCAUAGAUGGAACUGCCAUCUAUGGAUUCGACAAUGGCCGGGAAAUGCUACUUCGACAAAGCAGCGGUGGUCGAUUAAGAAUGAGUGAUUUAGUCCAAGAUCUACUUCCUCGUGCAAACUGUCCAUUGGGAAUAUCUACUCAAUAUCACUGUUUUAUAGCAGGUGAUCAUAGACCAAGUGAAACGCCUACACUGACAGUUAUGCAUACGAUUUGGGCACGACGUCAUAAUCUCAUAGCAGACGCCUUACGGGCAUCCACAGGUAUCACAGACGAUGAGGUCCUCUUCCAGGAGGCAAAGAGAAUAGUUGUUGCCGAGCUUCAACAUGUGACUUACAACGAAUUCUUACCAGCAGUCCUUGACAACACCCACAUGAAUUAUUUCAACCUUCGCUCCAGACAAUUUGGCCACGAUAGCAACGUUUACAACCCAAGUGUCGACCCCAGAACUUUUAAUGCCUUUGGUGCUGCAGUGUUACGUAUGGGUCACUCUUUGGUCAGAAAUAUUGUUGGGCAUGACAAUGGACGUCAGCAAAUACAAACCUUUCCUCUAAGCAAUCAUUUUGAAAAUCCAGAUCUCAUGUUUUCUCCAGCAAAUGGCUUCGAAUUUAUGGCUCGCUGGAUGGCUAAAUCUCCGAAGUCUCGAUCUGACAGCAGCAUCGUAGACGGACUCAGAAACAGACUUUUUGAGGGUCCCCCUGGUCAGUAUCCCACUGAAACAACGUCUUUUGACCUUGGAGCUUUAAACAUUCAGCGCGGUCGUGAGCACGGACUUCCAUCUUACAAUGCCUACAGACAGUUCUGUGGACGAUAUCCAGCCUCUCACUUUGGUACUUCACCUGGUGGUUUGGAAGAUCAUUCCCCACAGGAUGCUGCCAACCUCGCUGCUGUUUACAGAAGCACUGAUGAUAUUGACCUUUUUGCCGGCGGAAUAUCUGAGAGACCUAUUUAUGGCGGCAUCCUUGGACCCACCUUUUCCUGUCUCUUGGCCUACCAGUUCGCUCUGUACAAGCAUGGAGACAGGUUCUGGUACGAAAACGAUGUACACGAGAAUUCCUUGACCGCCUUUACUACAGGACAACUUUAUCAACUGAAACAAAUAACUAUGGCCAAAAUUUUAUGUUCAGUCGUCAAAGAUGAUGGUUUUAAACAAUAUCAGCCUCGGCUACUUUUACGACCAGACAUCUCUGGAAAUUACCUACGGCCUUGCAGCCAAAUAUUGAAUAGAUAUAACCUUGGUUAUGACAUUCGUCCAUUUGCUGAGCAACUUACUUUACUGAGAGGCAGACGCACCAGCAGCAGUGGCAGAUUUCCUUCUUUUCAAGGAGCUUUUCAGCGAAACGCUGCUAGAGGUGGUUCCACUUCUCAAACAAGCACACCACCAACUAACGUUGGGUUCAAAAUCCCAAAUCCUGCUGACGUUCUUGGAAAUGUCACUUCUACUAAUACUGCCCCAGGAAGUCAGGGUGGUGGCAGUCUUGAUCCGCCUGUAAACAACAGGGGACAGGGAGGACGAAGAAGAAAUAACCGUGGGCAAAAUAAUAACCAAAACCAAGAACAAGGAACACGCAGAAAAUUUCAGGGAAGAUUUGGUAAUCAGGGUUAAAUACAUGAACUGUAAUUUCUGUGAGAGUGUUUGAAUUAUGACAUUUUGUAUGAAUGUUUGAAUGAGAAAAAAACUUUUUCUUGAUAACCUUGAUCUUGAGUACCAAUUAUUCAUUUUCCUCGUUUUUUUUUUUUUUUUACAAACGAAAGUAUUAAAGAUAACAACAAAAUGCACCCCACCUAGCUAGUUAAAAUCCAGUAUGUAAGCCAGCAUUAAGGAAACUAAAUAUAUACACUGUUAUAUGAUAUAAAAGUUUGCAAGGACUCUGCAUUUCUGCGGAGCUGUACAUUUUAACAGAUAAAGAUGGACAGAUUUUUCUUUUUGUGGUAACUUUUUGUAAAUUUGUAAAAUUGUAAAUUCGGUAAUUUUUAAAAUAUCAUGUAACAUUUACUUCAUUAAUUAAGAAAAUCUAGAAAUAGUUCUGAAGAAGGUACGAGUUCGUAAGAUUCUAAGUAGAAUAAAUUUCGGCCAAUGUACGUAACACAGUAAAGAAUGUGAAUAUCAGUUUUUUUUUUUAGCUUGUUUUAAAUUCAACCCAAGACUUUGGAGAAAAAAGAUUUGACACUUGGGUCAAAGUUUCCCCUUGGGUAAUUUUCCAAAUACUGUAAUUAGAAAGACAGCAGUUGAGAAAAUGACCAGCAUGUAUGAAAAACAAAAAGCAUAUGAAGUUGAUAAUUUAUAUACAAUAUAUAAAAGAUUGUAUUAGGUACUCGUAUGAAUAUGUAUGUUUAUAACCUAUUUUGCUUUUUUUCUCACAAAUAUCGAAGACCAGGGACGCGUUUUGUCCUGUAUGUCCUUUUGUCAAUCUUUUUGUCUGCUUUUCGUGUUUGGCACGCAUAUUCAGUUAUUAAUGCCCUUUCAAAUUCACGCGUACUUAUACUCGUCUGUUUGUCCGUGAUAAGAUACCCGAUCAGGACUGGCAUUACCUCAUCUUUUUAAGAUGAUUGGUAUGUAUAAAUAACAUUCACUGUAAGUGUUUACAUGUUUACGCAUUGUGUAUAGCAUUUGAUAGUAAACAGCGUUGUUGAUUAA